This is a messenger RNA of Archocentrus centrarchus (flier cichlid), 3355 nucleotides long. RefSeq names its product CAS1 domain sialic acid O acetyltransferase 1 (gene casd1). Lineage: Eukaryota; Metazoa; Chordata; Actinopteri; Cichliformes; Cichlidae. Gene Ontology annotation, cellular component: Golgi membrane. Gene Ontology annotation, molecular function: N-acetylneuraminate 9-O-acetyltransferase activity. The coding region runs from base 47 to 2440 and encodes 797 amino acids. The record is from RefSeq and is a predicted model, not a curated record. The transcript is spliced from 18 exons.
GCCGCCGCCAGACUGCACAGCUGCUUGUUGUCAUGGAGGAGCAAAGAUGGCGGUCCUGGCCUAUAGCCUGGGCAAACGCGAAAUAAAUCAACAUUUCACCAUUAAAAAUGCCAAACUGAUAUCGCUGGCGGCUGUCCUUUUACUCCUCGUUUUUCAUAUUACUUCGCGGUAUUAUGGAGGCAGGGACUCGUGUGAAUGGCUGCUGUCCAGAGGACGUUACUUGGGGGAGGAUGUAUGGCAGCCUUAUGGCUGCAUGAUGCACAAAUACAAAAGCAUUGAAGCCAAAACCUGCCUUGCUGAAAAGCGGGUAGCCUUUGUUGGCGAUUCACGAAUCAGGCAGCUGUUUUACUCCUUCGUCAAAAUUAUCGACUCUGAGCGAAAAGAAGAGGGGAACAAGCAUGAGGACAUUUCCUUUGAAGACAAGAGUUACUCUAUUAAUGUGGACUUUCUGUGGUACCCAGAGGCAAAUAAUUCAAUGAAGGAACGCUUGAUAUCAUGGACACAUGAAGCUUCAGCAAAGCCAGACGUUAUCAUCCUUGGAGCCGCCACGUGGUCCAUCAAGUUGCACGGUGGCAGCGCCGAGGCCCUCCAGCAGUACAGAGUCAACUUGACUGCAAUUGUGGGGCAUCUGGUGAAGCUAGCUGAGCAUGGGGAGGUCUACUGGGUGCUGCAAGAUCCAGUAAAUGAGGAGGUGUUAAGUGAGAACAGAAAGAUGAUAACCAACCAGCAGCUGGAGCUAUACAAUGAAGCAGCAGUGGAUGUGCUCAACAGCAGCAAGCGUAAUGGCAAAUCUCGGGUCAGGCUGAUGGCCGCUUCCCGUCAGGCUGCACUGGAAACUAUCAUCAAGUCAGAUGAUGGUUUGCACCUGCCUGAGAGCACCAGGAAUGUGGGAGCCAUGAUCCUCAUGAACUCUGUGUGCAACAAGAUACUGAGGCCCAUUGAUGGUUCCUGCUGCCAGACAUUGCGACCCCCUAACUUGCUCCAGAAACUGUCAGCUUGCUUCUUCCUCGGUUCGGCCGUAGUUUUUGUGGUCUUCCACCUCCUUGGCAACAGUCGCCACCGCCGACAUGUGCCCCCUGAUGUGGAGAGCCUGGAGGAGAAGAAGCCAGCUACUGCAGCUGUUCCCCUUGGUCCAAAGGCGCCUUUCCAGGCUCUCUGCAGGAUGGGCAUCAUAAUGGGCUAUUUUUACCUUUGUGACAGAGCAGAUAUGUUCAUGAAAGAGCAGAAGUUUUACACACAUUCCACAUUCUUCAUCCCGCUCAUCUACAUAUUUGUACUGGGAGUGUUCUACAGUGAGAACAGCAAGGAGGCAAAAUUACUCAACCGAGAACAGACAGACGAGUGGAAAGGCUGGAUGCAGCUUGUCAUCCUCAUCUAUCAUAUAUCUGGAGCAAGUGCUUUCAUCCCAGUGUACAUGCAUGUGCGGGUGCUGGUGGCAGCGUACCUGUUUCAGACUGGCUAUGGACACUUUUCCUUUUUCUGGCUCAAAGGAGACUUUGGACUUUACAGAGUAUGCCAGGUGCUUUUCCGUCUGAACUUCCUGGUGUUGGUGCUGUGUGUGGUAAUGGACAGACCGUACCAGUUCUAUUACUUUGUUCCCUUGGUCACCUUCUGGUUUGUCGUUAUCUACACCACGAUGGCCAUGUGGCCUCAGAUCCUUCAGAAGACAGCUAACAGUAGCAGCAUGUGGCAUUUUGGGGUCUUAGCAAAGUUACUGGGCCUCCUAAUGUUCAUCUGCUUUUUUGCCUUUUCACAGGGAGUUUUUGAGCGUGUCUUCUCUGUCUGGCCCAUCUCUAAGCUCUUUGAGCUGAAUGGAAGCAUCCAUGAAUGGUGGUUCAGAUGGAAGCUGGACCGAUUUGCAGUGAUACAUGGCAUGUUAUUUGCCUUCAUCUAUCUGGUGCUGCAGAAGCGUCAGGUGCUGUUGGAGGGAAAAGGAGAUGGUCUCUUCUCAGCCAAGAUUUCCAACCUGCUCCUUUUCCUCUCUGUUGUCUCCUUCAUAACUUACUCAAUAUGGGCAAGCAGCUGCAAAACCAAAACAGAGUGCAACGAGAUGCAUCCCUAUAUCUCUGUGGUCCAGAUCUUGGCUUUCAUUCUCAUCAGGAACAUUCCUGGCUACGCCCGCUCUAUAUAUAGUUCAUUCUUUGCAUGGUUUGGAAAGAUCUCCUUAGAGCUUUUCAUUUGCCAGUAUCACAUAUGGCUUGCGGCAGACACCAAGGGGAUUUUGGUCCUGAUCCCAGGAAACCCCUCACUCAACAUUAUGGUCAGCACCUUCAUCUUUGUUUGUGUGGCUCAUGAAAUUUCCCUCAUCACCAAUGACCUGGCCCAGGUGGUCAUCCCCAAAGACAGCAUGGCCCUGCUGAAGAGACUGGGGGCCAUGGGGAUUCUCAGUCUCAUUGUAUUGCUGGUGUCCAGGGUUAGCCAGCCCACACCUGGCGUCUGAUGGACACCUCCUGAGGGGAGCCGGCAGGGAAGGAGAUCCACUAAGCCCCUGCUGAGAUUGAAGUUGGGCACAGAUGGAAGUCAGGAGCCAGCCCUGUGUUUUAGCUACUGGUGAGAUAUAAGGCAGCAUCAGCAGUGACCUGCGGGAGAACGGUGUCUGUCUACUGGCCACAUUUGAGCACAGUCUGUACUUUCUGACUGCUGUGAAAGUCUCACACUGAAGAAAAGAAAAAUGCCCAAAAGAAGAGGAGCCAGUCCUUUCAGGGCAAGUCCAAAUUGUGGGGGUGGGGGCACACUGAAAUGUUUACAGUAUCUGGUUUCUGGAUUUGGAAAUGCAGAAUCUCAACACAAAGCAUGACGUCCUCCUUUUAAGACGUCACGCUUGCUUUGCUUGGCAGCAUUGCUAUUUAGCCAAACCCUGAUGAGCUUAUUUUGUCGCAUGCAGAACUUUCUGUAAUCGCUUUGGGAGGGAUCGCUCAGCACACCCACUCCGUCCGUGUUUCAGUACCAGUUGAAGGGGGUUUCACUCAGGUGGAUCCGUAACUUGCAUAUUCAGAUACCUACUCUUUUACAAUAAAUGCGUUAAACUGUGCUGCAUUUUCUGAUCGGCAUCACGUUGUACAGGAUUUCUGGUGACUUCAAAUGGUGUCAGAUAUCUAAAUAUAAGAAAUAGGGACCAACAACUGGCUUGGAUGAUCAGUAACUGAUGAGAGUAAAAAUUUGGAGUGCAAUGGUUAAAAUGUUGGAAUAUCCUCCAACCGUGUUUUUUUUGUUUUGUUUUGUUUUGUUUUUUUGUGUAAAUUUUAGAAAUGAAAGGCUGUGGUCACCUGCUGUAGCUAUGAAAUUCUAUGUGACAUGUACAGUAUUUAAUUAUUUUAAAUUAAGUUUAUAUUUUAUACAGUUUUUGUUUGUUUUU